Messenger RNA from Saprolegnia parasitica CBS 223.65, 582 nucleotides. RefSeq lists its product as hypothetical. Lineage: Eukaryota; Oomycota; Saprolegniomycetes; Saprolegniales; Saprolegniaceae. The record is from RefSeq and is a predicted model, not a curated record. Bases 1 to 582 code for a protein of 193 amino acids. The transcript has a single exon.
AUGUCGAGGUCGGCCCUUCGAGACGGCGAGAGCACGACGAGGCCGUUCUGCAGCUGCUGGAGCAAGUGCUCGAGCGGCACGCAGCUUUAUCCAGUUGAACGGAACACGGACGCGGAGAAACUCCCGCAGCGGCAAGACAAAGACGCUCCAGUCGGUGGUUUCCUCCAAGCAAUCGACAAGCGGCGAGGAGUGGGUACUGCUUGUCUCCUCUCAGUCGUCGCGGGAGCUCGGGUUGCAGCAGGUGCGCUGACAUCCCAUGCAACGGCGAGCACCCGACGCUGCUUGACAACGUCGUUCGUCUCGGGCUCAUUUCCCUUGCGCUUGGUUUCCGUUGGCGUCUUCUUGGCCAGCCGGCACGAGCGAUGUGGCUGCGUCACUGUGGGAACUUGGUUGUUGUUUCGUGGUUGGCGCCAGCGUCGAAGUCGCUUCACAUGGCGCGCUACGUGCGUUAUUGCCUUGGCUAGAGCUGUGGCGAUUGCCGGCUUGGGCUUUCUGGCCACACUGAGCUGUCGGGUGGGCUGCUUGGAUGGGCUGGCACCCUGUUAUGAUGUGUCACGCGAACUCGGCUUGACAAGCAAUUGA